Molecule: messenger RNA, 822 nt
Organism: Hypoxylon trugodes
Lineage: Eukaryota; Fungi; Ascomycota; Sordariomycetes; Xylariales; Hypoxylaceae
Exons: 3
Coding region: 1-822 (273 amino acids)
Molecular function (GO): monooxygenase activity
Source: RefSeq, a predicted model, not a curated record
AUGGGACCGACCAAGAGAACGGCUCCUGCGCUCAUAGGAACUUUAGAAGGGUCAAUCCAGCCUCCUGGUGGAGCUACCAUCAAUGGAUUUAGGGGAGCGGCCGACGUUGCGCCGCCUGGUGCUGGUGUGGUACCGCUCAUGGUCGAGCUGUAUGAGGAUCAACUACGGACACAAGACGAGCAAUAUCCAGGACAGAGAGAAUUCGAACAAAGAGGGAAGACCAAAGCCGCCUGGCACGCUAACACGGCUCAACAGGGUUUCAUUCUUGCGCUUGCGUUGCACCGUCUUAAUAUACCAUCUACGGUCUUUGAAGCACGAUCUGAAAAUUACAAGCAAGGCGGGGGGCUCAUGCUCUCCCCGAAUGCCUUGCGCGCCCUUGAAAGUCUUGGCCUGUAUGAGCGCUUGCGUGUCAGAGCACUGCAAUUUGACAAGCUUCACUUCAAGAAUGAUAAAGAUGAGACCACAGACAUCUAUUAUUUUGGCUCUAAGGUUAUGUAUGGCUAUCCAGCCGUCCGCGUCAUGCGCAAGGAGUUGCUAGGUCAAAAGCCUAGAUACGCGGGCAUACUAGGCAUCAGUUGCGUUGUACAGCGGUCACAGCUCCGCAUCCCUAAGGAUUAUGGCUUGCCUGCGAUCGCCAUGGGUAAGCCAGGAGGCCUUUUGGUUGUUCCCCAGAAGCCCGACGGCUCCGAAGUUUACGUCGGGGCACAACGACCGUUUGUAGAAUUGGAUGAUUGGAACAUCCUCCGUGAGGACAAGCAGAAGCUCUAUGACAUGGUCCAUGAAAACCAGUUCGAUUGGCCAGAUGUUAUACAAUCAUAUUGA